Messenger RNA from Apus apus (common swift), 16993 nucleotides. It is a transcript of the gene NTRK3, whose product is annotated as neurotrophic receptor tyrosine kinase 3. Gene Ontology annotation, cellular component: axon; plasma membrane; signaling receptor complex. The record is from RefSeq and is a predicted model, not a curated record. Lineage: Eukaryota; Metazoa; Chordata; Aves; Apodiformes; Apodidae. Bases 372 to 2930 code for a protein of 852 amino acids. Gene Ontology annotation, molecular function: neurotrophin receptor activity; neurotrophin binding; ATP binding. Gene Ontology annotation, biological process: cellular response to nerve growth factor stimulus; positive regulation of kinase activity; multicellular organism development. The transcript is spliced from 18 exons.
GACUUGGUGACUUUCGCACCGUUUUGGUUAUUUAUUUAUUUCCCUGGCUGCCUCCCCAGCCUCCCGUUGCAAUCCUCCGGAGCGGCUGGCGGGGAGCGGCGGCCGGGCCAGCAUGCAUCCCCGCCCGCUGCCGCUACCGUAGCAGGAAUUACAGCCUCUCCCGAGCCAGCUGCCAGCAUGAUUUCAUCUGCUGGAGGAUUUUUGCAUCUGAUCGUUUGAGGUUUUGUUGGGUUUUUUCUUUUCCCUUUUUUUUUUUCUUCACCCCCCCCCCUCCCCCCCUCCCUGCCUUUGUUUCCUUCCCCCUUUUCCCCCCCUUCCCCUCCCUCCAUCCCCCCUUUCCUCCUCCUCUUUUUUAGAAGCAGGAUUCGGAGAUGGAUGUCUCUCUUUGCCCUACCAAGUGCACUUUCUGGAGGGUAUUUUUGCUCUGGAGCAUUUGGGGAGACUAUCUGCUUUCGGUGCUGGCUUGCCCUGCUAAUUGUCUUUGCAGCAAGACAGACAUCAACUGCAAGAAGCCGGAUGAUGGGAACCUCUUCCCUCUCUUGGAAGGGCAGGAUUCAGGCAGCAGCAAUGGCAACACGAGCAUCAAUAUCACGGACAUCUCAAGGAACAUCACUUCCAUACACAUAGAGAACUGGAAGAACUUGCAGACGCUGAAUGCUGUCGACAUGGAGCUGUACACGGGACUGCAGAGGCUGACAAUCAGGAACUCAGGACUACGAAACAUCCAGCCACGCGCCUUUGCCAAGAACCCUCACCUGCGCUACAUAGACCUCUCUGCGAACCGUCUCACCACUCUGUCAUGGCAGCUCUUCCAGACCCUUCGACUCUUUGAACUGAGACUAGAGAGGAACCUUUUUAACUGCAGCUGUGACAUCCGCUGGAUCCAGCUCUGGCAGGAGAAGGGUGAAGCAAACCUGCAGUACCAGGAGCUCUACUGUAUGAACAUGGAUGCUGCCAUCAUCUCUCUGCAGGAGAUGAACAUCACCCAGUGUGACCUUCCUGAGAUCAGCGUGAGCCAUGUGAACCUGACGGUGCGGGAAGGGGAGAACGCGGUCAUCACCUGCAACGGCUCGGGCUCGCCCCUGCCCGAUGUCGACUGGACGGUGGCCGAUCUCCACUCCAUCAACACACACCAGACCAAUCUCAACUGGACCAAUGUUCAUGCCAUCAAUUUGACCUUGGUGAAUGUCACCAGUGAGGACAAUGGGUUCCUGCUUACCUGCAUUGCUGAGAACGUGGUGGGGAUGAGCAAUGCCAGCGUGCUGCUCACCGUUUACUAUCCCCCUCGCAUCCUAACCCUGGAAGAGCCGGUGCAGCACAUGGAGCACUGCAUUGCAUUUGCAGUGCAUGGGAACCCAGCUCCCACCCUUCACUGGCUGCACAACGGCCAGGUCCUUCAGGAGACAGAGAUCAUCCACAUGGAGUUUUACCAACAAGGGGAAGUGUCUGAGGGUUGCCUGCUCUUCAACAAACCCACUCACUACAACAAUGGCAACUAUACGAUUGUGGCCACCAACCAACUGGGCUCAGCCAACCAAACCAUCAAAGGACACUUCCUUGAAAAGCCCUUUCCAGAGAGUACAGACAACUUUGUAUCAAUCGGUGAUUAUGAAGUGAGUCCCACUCCACCCAUCACUGUGACCCAUAAACCAGAGGAGGACACUUUUGGGGUUUCCAUAGCGGUUGGGCUGGCAGCUUUUGCUUGUGUCCUCUUGGUCGUCCUCUUUAUUAUGAUCAACAAGUAUGGCCGACGGUCCAAGUUUGGGAUGAAAGGUCCUGUGGCAGUGAUCAGCGGAGAGGAGGAUUCAGCCAGUCCCCUCCACCACAUCAACCAUGGCAUUACAACCCCCUCAACACUGGACGCUGGCCCGGACACGGUGGUGAUCGGCAUGACCCGCAUUCCUGUCAUUGAGAACCCCCAGUACUUCCGACAAGGUCACAACUGCCACAAGCCAGACACGUAUGUCCAGCAUAUUAAGAGGAGAGACAUCGUUUUGAAGAGAGAGCUGGGAGAAGGUGCCUUUGGGAAGGUGUUCUUAGCCGAGUGUUACAACCUCAGCCCCACCAACGACAAAAUGCUGGUGGCAGUGAAGGCGCUGAAAGACCCCACCUUGGCAGCCCGCAAGGAUUUCCAGAGGGAGGCAGAGCUGCUCACCAACCUGCAGCACGAGCACAUCGUCAAGUUUUACGGCGUGUGUGGUGACGGUGACCCGCUCAUCAUGGUCUUUGAGUACAUGAAGCACGGGGACCUGAAUAAGUUCCUGAGGGCACAUGGCCCAGAUGCUAUGAUCCUCGUGGAUGGGCAGCCUCGACAAGCCAAAGGGGAGCUAGGGCUAUCCCAGAUGCUCCACAUCGCUAGCCAGAUCGCCUCUGGAAUGGUGUACCUUGCCUCCCAGCACUUUGUCCAUAGAGACCUGGCCACCAGGAACUGCUUGGUCGGAGCCAACCUGCUGGUGAAGAUUGGAGACUUUGGGAUGUCAAGAGAUGUCUACAGCACUGAUUACUACAGGGAAGGGCCACGUCCGAAGGGCCAGUUCAGCGCAGCGUGGCAGCGACAGAGACUGGCACCACCGGCAGCUGCAACAGUUGGAGGACACACUAUGCUGCCUAUCCGCUGGAUGCCUCCAGAGAGCAUCAUGUACAGGAAGUUCACAACAGAGAGUGACGUCUGGAGCUUUGGGGUGAUCCUCUGGGAGAUCUUCACAUAUGGAAAACAGCCCUGGUUUCAGCUCUCCAACACAGAGGUCAUUGAGUGCAUUACCCAAGGCCGAGUGUUGGAAAGGCCUCGAGUCUGCCCCAAGGAGGUUUAUGACAUCAUGUUGGGCUGCUGGCAGAGAGAACCUCAGCAAAGGCUCAACAUCAAGGAGAUCUACAAGAUCCUUCAUGCUCUGGGCAAGGCCACACCAAUCUACCUGGACAUCCUUGGCUAGCAGUGGCCACUUGUCGAAAGUCCCUGCUCCUUCCUUCUGUCUUUCCUUCCCUCUACCCCUUCCAAGACCUUUGCCCCUCAGCUCCCAAGCAAACAUCUUCAUAUAAACUCAAGUGCCUGCUACACAUACAACACUGAAAAAAACCCAACAAAACAAAAAGUAAACCAACAAAAAACCCACAAACCAACAACCUGUAAGGCAGUUUGGCUUAUAUAUAUAUUUAUAGAUAUCUCUCUAUAUAUAACUUCUACACCAAUAUGGAAAGAAGCUGCUGUUACAGAAUAUUAUAAGACAAAAAAAAAAAAAAAGAAAAAAAAGGAAAAAAAAGGAAGAAAAAAGUACCUAAAAAUAUAAUUAAAAAAAAAAAAAGGAAAAAAAGAAAGAACAAAAGAAAGGAGGGUGCAUCUUUCCCCCAAGCAAUGAAGCAGUGAAUUGUAACCCUGCUGUGAGGGUGGUUUGGGCUGCUGGCUGGGCAGGGCCCUAGAAUGCCUAUGGCAGCAAUGCCAUCCCAGGUAGGAGCCCUGGGAGGAAAGCCUUGCCCUGGUUGUAUGAUAUGCACUGAAUGUGUGAGAUCAGUCCUCCCUUUCCACCCUUGCCUUCCUCCCUCCUUCCCAGCCUGCAGGUGAUGGGCAUAAAGCCAGGGCAGUGCCCCUGGAUGAACUCUCUUUUAGCAACUCCCUCCCUUCCUCAUCCCUCUCUGCCUUCCUGCCUUUUUCCUCCCUCCAACAUUUCAGGACAAUUUUUCUAAUUUCCUGAUUCUUAAAUGUAUAGACUCAAGGCUCUUGAACACACAGUCAAAGGAUUGUGGCACCUACGGGUAAAACACACACCAGGAACCAGCUGCCCUCCCACAGACACCGAGUCGGCCGGACCCAGACCUCCCUCCUGCCCUGCACCAGGGCUGGGAGAGCAGCAGGAUGGAAGUGGCUGAGCAAGGCAGUUGAAAGGGGAGGGGGGGUCAUGGAGACCUGGUCUUGAAUCAUUCCCAACUCAUUCCAGUGUGUGACACAGAAGUGCUGUUUGUCCAGAGCACCCAGGAACAACCCCCACCUCUCCCUUUUCUCCCCACCCUUCACGCUUGCUAGCAGCCAUGGGUUGUUCCUCCUCCCUCAGCUGUCUGCACCAGGGUCAGACUGGUCCCUGGUGUAAACCUCCAGCGGACAGGAUUGGAUCCCUGCUCCUUGGAUAGAGGAAAGGCUGAAGCGUGCAGACAGUUAGGACUGUGCCUGCAUCCUGGCUGGGCAUGCUGAGGGGGUCAGCAGACCCCAGCACCUUUCCUCCCCAUCCUCUCCCCUUCCCCACCUCUACCCCAUGCCUCAGUCCGAGCCUCAGGCACAAGCUAGUAGGGGACAAAGCUUGUGAGAUGGCUGGGAACCUACCAACACCUGCCUGCAGCCCCUUUGCCAUUCUCCUCACGUCCCCAUCCCCUGAAAGGAUUGAUGCAUCUGCCUUUGAGCUGUUGUGAAAUGCAGAGGCUGAAGAAUAGCUCCACAGGCAGCCCCGGGAGAAAGGGGGGAAGGAGGGGAAGGUGCCUUCAGGAGCAGACGGCUCAGCGGAUGGCGGCAGCGGCCAGCCUUGCAUCUCAAUGAGGAUAAAGGCCUGACAGGCAGGGACAGGGGGUGGUGGGGACAGUGAGGGAAGAGGCUGAAGCAUCCUUCCUAUAGCCCAUCACCCUUGAACAGGAAACAAUCCUGAACUGGGGAAAGGCAGAAUCAGAUGCUGAAUCCAGUCCAUCCAGACUGGGCUGAGAAUGCAGAACCUUGCUGGGUAAUUUUAUUAUUUUUUUUUUCCUAUGGCUAAUUGAGGAUGAGGGAGAACCUCAGCCUGGCAGCUGCUCUCAGGAGGCAGGGAGUGGGUGCCACAGGCAUUGUCAAGGCAAUUCUGAGAAGACAACAACCUCCGGCACAAAAAUAGCCUGCCCAGAUGUGGUGCUUGCCUAGAAGGGAAUGCAGAUGGAGGAAGAGGAGACAGAGAAGGGAUCUUGGCUCCUUCCCCAUGGACAGAGUGGUAUUUACAGCUACAAUGCAAGAGGAUAUGGGUGACUGACUGAGAUCUUGUUAUAGCCAGUUACUGAAAGGGGAAGAUUUUGCCUCCUCUGCUAAAUCCCCCUUGUCUUUUGCCAAUCUCUACCUCCCCUCCCUAACCUGGCCUAUGGCUUCAAACAGGGGCAGCGGACACUGCUGCAAGGCUUGUUGUGGCAGCAGUGACCAUGGAUUCAUCCAGUGCAAGCUCAGGGUGGGAUGAUGGGUGGCAGUAACCGUGUGGGAGUAAGGAUGUCAUGUUUCUUUGUGUGUUAGAGAGAUCUGGGCUAGUGGGACAGACUUGUGUCAACAGAGGCUGGACAGAUUGCCACUGCACCGGCACCAGCAGCUCACAGCAUGGACACCAAAGAUGGCAUGGUCAGGGACAAGGGUGUGGACAGGAGUCCACACACAGGAACAGAAUACCAUACCACCCCUCAAUAGCAAGAUCUUUCUCCUGUGAAAGAGGACAUUUAGAUUUCUUCAUCUGCCUGUUUACAUUCACCUUUGGAAGUGAAAAAGAUUCUUUGAAAUAUUGCCAGCCCUGGCCUGGCUCCCUUUGUAUGCAGGCUGCUUUGCCCCAAAGGUUUUGGAGACUCUGUACAAGGGGAGAACAGGCGAUGGCUGUUAAUGGUCCAGUGAAGAAAACCCUUCCCUAUGGCUACUUGUCUCUUACUCCAAAUAGAUUCUUGCUCUUGUGGCUCCCAGGCACUGCACCAGAUUGUACAAGGCCACCAUUUUGUCCCUUGUUCUCCCUCACUCUCAUUUCUCUUUUGGCCAAUGUCACAGGCCCUUACACUAUCAAAUCACCUACAGAUGCUGAGUUCCCAUAGUUUAUGAUAUUCUGCACAACAACUAUAUUAUCCUUUUCUUCCUUUUUUCAUCCUCCUCCUCCUCCCCAGCAACAGCACCCUGUCCCUUUUGCCACCUCUCUGUAUGGUCACGACAGCAAGACAAGCUCAGGAGCCAAGGAUGAUGCCAGGCCUUGGAGCUGCAUGGUUAGGAAUAAAUGGUCUAUAGGAGGCAAGGACAAGGGUCCUCAGAAGAUGUGAAGCAGCUGAGACCAAGUCUCGGGCUGUCUGACUGCUUUACUGGUAGGCCCACUACAUGCAGUGACUGCCUCAAAAAAGGUCCUUUUAUCAAAGUUAAUUGUGAAUGAUUGCUUAGAAGAGCAGGAUAAACUGCAGUUCUGCAACAUGAUGUCUCCCCAGCUGCUGCUGUUUUAUGUCCCCUGCCUCUUGGUGCUUGAUGGAGAUUUGCUGGGGGGGGGGAAGGAGUUUUGUGUUCAAAGAUGUGGAAACUGCUGCAUCCCUUUUGGGCAUCACAGUUUUGGAGGGGAAGAGGGAAAGCAGCUGUGCUGAGUUCCUGGUGAAUGCCCUGAGACCUCAUUUGGAGAAGCACCUUCCCUGGACCAGAAGCAGACCUGCCCACCAGCAUGGGUGAUGGUGCUUUUCCCUGUAGGAAGAUGGGCUCUGGGGUGCCCCUGAUGCACGUGAGGGGAGGAAGAGCAGAUUUGGAGGGAAACACUCACUGAGUGCCAUGAAUCUGAAUGCAGAGACUGUUGGGAGGCAAAGAGACAUACGUUCAUGCUCCUUAUCCAUUUCCAGGAGAGAUACUUGCCAUUAUCCUGCCUCUACAAAGAGAAGACAGCUAUACCUGCUGCCUGGAAUCACCAACAGGUCUCACACUACCCUGGGACAAGCCAGGACUAAUUCCCAUCAUGCCCAGGCAGACAUUCCUACCACCCACCCUCCUCUAUCAGCUGUUUUCUCUAGAGACUUGUGAAAUGGAGCUGAGAGGAACAUCAGUCUGAGCACUGCUGAGAAGGGGCCAUGGGGUCUUCCCUGUCCCAGCUGCAUCCUGCUCCCUAACUUCUGUAAUUGCUAGCACCAACUCAAGUCACCCAGGGUUGUCAUUGAAAUUAUGUUUUCUUGGAGGUGAAGGUGCUAUUUUGGUGCAUGGUACAGAUGGUGAUCAUAUGCCAGGGCUGCUAACUGUGGGCAGUAAAUGUGGCUCCAGCCUUAGGGGCUUACUAGUGACCUGUCUUGUCUUCUCUAGCUGAUACUUUUCCUUCCACUCCAGUCUCUCUAGUUGCAAGAUGAAAUGUCACUGGGGAAAGACACACAAUGAUCUGCCAGACUGAAAGUCCACCCUGUCUUCCACAAAGCUUGCCCAUCUGGCCUUUUUUAAUGAUGCAUGUAUUUUGGGGGUGAAAAAGAGUCUGAGCCAUCUCAUUUUGAGCAUGUCCUUUGGUCCCCAGGAUGUUGAAUUGCAGACAGGUGACUCUGGGAACCAGUGCUGCACAGACAAAUGUGAAAAAUUGGGAAUGCCUUUAGAGAGGCUGCUUGCUUGAGAGAAAUCAUUAGCUUUGAGCUGUCUGCUUGUCCCCAGGAGUGGGUGGAACAAGGUGAGAAAAUGUGUGGGGAAAUAAAAAAAAGCCAAGGAAAGGGAAAGGCUGGUUUUAGAAGGCGAGUGAGUAUCUCGGGUUGGGUAAUCGAGACUGGUUUGGGGAGUGUGGCAUAGAAUUUUAAGUAGCACAGUGGCUACAAGCUAAACCAAAAGAAAACAGUAACAUAGUGGAACUUAGGAAAAGUUAGCUAGAAAACUGGGCGAGUACUGGUUUAAAAAGAAGACAGAACCAAUAUAAGCAAGGGACCAUUUAUCCAGGCAGAAAGCAGAAGUCCCAGGGUUUGUGGUCUUUUAUUUUUUAUUUUUCUAAAAGUAAAUGCAACUAAAAGAAGGCCUGAAAAAUUCAUGGUUUUUUUCAGGGGCAGAGACACGAGUAUAAUACUACAUGAGCUGUUUCCUUUCAUAUGAAAGGCUCUUAUUUCCCAGAACUCAAAUGCAUGAGUUUCCCUGAGCUCAGGAUAUGGCUUGAAGAAUCCAGACCUGGGUCAUUGCAAGCCCAUGAAAGCAGAAGUAGUUCUGAACACUUGGAUUAGCUGGCAUUCAUGUGCCAUUCUGCAUGGGGACAGUAUUCUGUUCAGCAACGCUAUCUUAAGGAGCUUUUUUUAAACCUUUGUUUUUCCUCCCCAUGAGAGUGUCAACAUCUUUUGCCCAACUGGGACUCCCAAUGGUUAAUGAAUAGGCAAUGCAAGUGGCUGAAUUUUUGGUGCAUCAUAUGUCCAUUUUUGCUUCCUGAUCUGGCCAGGAAUCAGCUUGAACCACUACAGCCAGGUAUUGUAUCUCAUGUUUUCAUAACAGAUGUAGGCGUGUUCUUUGCUUGUAAGGCAAGGGUAAGGAUAAGCAAGCUGAAUAAAUGAGAUCCUAGCUACGAUAGCAUGCUGCAGUGUAGUGGCUCUGAUAGCUGGAAGGCUACUGGGCAUCAACAGGGCUCCUCUGCUAUGAGACUCAGCAGGCAUGGGAAUGCUUUGGCACAACCCAAAAAGGCUGGUUCUCUGUUCAGAUGCAGUGGCUUUCUGACAGAUAGUAGCAUCAUGGAGCCAUGGCACAGUAGUGUUGUCUCCAAAUGAGUACCAAGAAUAGAAGAAGAGAAAAUUCCCCUCUCAACACUGCUUUCCAGGAGUGGAUAAACUUACUUAAUUCUAAGGCCCUCCCUAAUCCCUGCCCUAAUUUGUCUCUUAAAUCAGUACACAUUUAAUGUUUCUUAAAGCAGCUGCAAAGACCUAAAAAAAAAUCUUUCCCUUUGCUGCUCUCCUUGGAAGCAGGGAUAUUGACUUUCAAGCCUGGAGAAAGCAGAUGUUUUCAAGACAUCCGUUCUGGCUGGCAGUGUCAUAAAUGACACAGGCAGAGACAUCAGUUGCUGCUCCAAGAGAAAUGUAGGAACACUGCACCUCUCCUGUGCUUCUCAUUCCCUUCCAGUACACUGAGCCAUGAACAGCUCCCUGAGAGAAAUGAAGGAGUCCCAUUGCUUGCAACUUUGAAGAACUGAACAGAAGAAACAGAUAAAAAACCAGAGAGAAAGAAGGACACAAUGUCACAGCUUUCUUCAGCGGCCUGAGCUAAGUGGGGUGAUAGAGCUUGGUUUCAUCUCAAUGGCUUGAGUUUCUCACAGACCCAAUCAGACAGGUCUUUUUGGACUAAAGGAAUGACCACUGGCUCCUCCUCCCUUCUGCCAGUCCCACAAUUUCAGCAUCUCCCCACAGAAAAAGGAGGCACAACAGAUCUAACCAUUGCUUCCUCACACUGUCAGGAAUCCUCUAAGCAAACUGGUCUCCUGUGCAGCACAAGUGACUGAUCCUGCAGCUGAAAACUCAAGCCGUUGUUCUGAGGGGGCGUUUAACUGCUGAACUAUUGGUUUCUUAGGACAAGGUCCCAGCAGGGAAGGAUUGAAAUACCUAUAAAGAAAAUCAUAGCUCUGGGAGGUCCAAAUGUCUUCUGGCAAGCUUUCUCUUGCUCUCUGCUGGCUUCCAACCUCCCCAGUCUUUGCUGCUUGAUACUUAGAUAGCUGAGUUUCAUCCACUCCCUUUUCAGAGCACAGAGCUGGUGAAGCUGUUUGAUUUUUACAUGGUAGGUGAAAUAAGAUUUCUCCCCCUUGCCCUCUUAUUUUUCUCCCUGUGCUGCUCCUGUCCUUGCAAUUCUCAGGACUUGACUAGCAGAGUUCUAAAUGAAGUGAAAGUCUUAAUGUGAGGUGAAUCCCAAGACCACAAACAGUUUGGACUUCAAACAGUGAAAAAAUUGGCGCCGAAUGAUUCCGCACACAAAGCAGAAAACUUUUCAUUUCCUGCAGGCAGGAUGGAAUUGACUGUUAUAUUAAGACUUCAGAAGGAGCACUGCCCCGGAGUAAUUUCACUGCUGUCAGGCAGUGUUGACAUCUAGAUUAACCUCUGCGCAGUGAAUUUUACAGCAAGGCUCAUUGUAAUGCAUGUGGGGUAUCUCCUGUAAAUCCCAGCUGAAGCCCAUAGUGCCCCACCCUCUGCACAGGAGAAGGGGUCGGGGAGCAGCUGCUAUCAUUUCUUGACCCCAGCAGAGCGUGACUCUAACCUCAUCCAGGCCAGUUCUGCUGAAACUGAUUUUCUACUGAUUUCUUUUUUUCAAAUUCCCCAAAGAGGCUUACAUCACAAGGCUGACAAUUUUUGCCAGUGACAAACAGCUCCCUUCACAUAUCCACCUAGCAACAGUCCUAAUUAAAAGGCACUAGUUAACCAGUAGCAAUUAGCUGCUCACACUGAUUAACUCCAACACACACAAUCCCCACACACAAUGCACUGAUCAGAUGUGAUCCAGGACUAAAUAGCAGACAAACUCCCAGCUGAUGUGAGACAACAGCAUCCAAUCCUACCCACAAGACCACAGGCACACUAGUAACUCUACCAAACCAAAUUUUAUAUGAAUUAAAGAAGUUCACACAGCACAAGUCAGACAACAUCACAAAAGAAGCCGCUUGACUCCUGAACUCAAUGCUCCUGCUGUACAGUUGGAAGUGUAGGCCAGACCUGAAGCCCUUUAGUCCUUCACUGUAAGAGUAUGUUGAGCAGCAAGAGUUCCUAGGCAGGAGCACAAGUUCUUAAGUCUUGUGUGGGUAGAGACAAUCCUGCCUGGGGUUCUCAAGAUGCAUCUCUGAAAUGCACUUCAAAGAGGAAGGGAAGGGAUAUUUUUGUUUGUAUGUUUUUGCCACACCUUAUUCAUUCCUACUCAGACAUUGCUCUGCAGUCAUUUGCAGGAAGUUACAGGCAAGAGACAAGCUCUCAGGUUCCAAAAAGGUUAGUCACUAACCCUAAGGGCAACAUCUCAAUAGUGCUUUUAGAAAUCUCUUUCAGAGCCCACCCCUCCUCUCACCCACAGUUUUUCAUGGUAGGCUUACUGUUGUAUCUGUUGAAGGCUUUGGAUAGACUAUGAAGAGAAGACAUGCUUAUAGUUUCCUCUCAUCUUCAGAGUUAUGAGCCCCUGACAUUUCUGUAAUCAAGCCCAUCAGGAAGGUUGCUUGAAACUAACUUUUACUACCCCCAGUCCAAAUACAGCUGAAAAGACUACCCAAGGUUAUAGAGAAGGUCAAGCUGUUGCUUUGGACUGGAGUUUGCUUUGGAAGGAAUUUGAUGGACCAAUUUAACCACCACAGCACAUCAAAACCUGGUGGCUUCGUUUAAAAAGUAAUCAGUAUUGUAUUUCGCUUUAGACAUCCGUGCAUUAGUGUUCUGCAAAUAUGAUUUCCUCUUUGUUUGCAUUAUUGAUGCCAUAAAAUGUCAGACACAUUAAAGAAAAAAAAAAAAGGAAAAAAAAAAAGAGGCCAACCUUUGGGGUUUGGAAUGAUUCUGGUUGAAUUGCAGUUGGGUUACUUUUCUUUUUAUUUCCCAUGGUAGUGAUGCACUGUUACUCAUCCUGCUAUUGCUUUACAAAGAGUCCUCUGUAAGUGUAUUUAUUCAGCCACCCAUAUUUCAGGAAACACAUAACUGUGAUAUUUAUUGCUGUAUGUGUCAGAGUGUGUGUGUGUGUGCUGGAGGGGAAGGGAGGUGGAGCUUCUUACAAGAGCCCUUCUGUAUCUGGUAGUGUGUUGGCUUUGUGCAAUCCUGUGUGACUCCCUUCUGCUCAGGUGGCUGGUUUGAUUUAACCUCAAGAACUGACUUUGGUGAUCAGGAUUUGAGGUCUUUGCACUACUCAGAAUUUGUCAGCUGUUUUCACCAUUCAGCAGCCAUUCUGCUGUCUGCAAUGGUUCCCAGUUGUCCUCUACGCCACAGAGAUUACACAGCACUGGAACUGGAGUCUCAGGCAUGCGAUGGAGGAGUUUUAGCUCAUUCUAGUCCUAGUCCAAUGAUGAGUUUGCUGAUUUAGCUUGGUUUCUACACUGCUCCCCACCUGACACUCAGUGACUACUGUUCCCAAGGCAAAUAGUAUUAGCUGCUCAGUGCUUCAUCUCCCAGACCAUUAAGAAGCACUGGCCUUGGCAGCCAUAAACUUUCUGCCUCACCUCUCUUUGAUUAAUGCUAAUACAUUGUUCAAUUUUCCUGUGAACUUUUUGGAAGAAUAUUCUCCCUCUUACAAUCUAAAAAAUUCUCUUCCCAGGUCUUAUGUCUUCUUAAAAGUGUAAGUGAAAGUACAGGGUGGAAUUGUCUCCCUUAUGUAGGGAUUUUCAUCAGUUUUAAGAUAUAUUUUCAGCUUUUCCUUCCACUGAGAGCAAGACUUGUGUGCAGGGGGAGAAGGUUACAGUGGAGCAGUCUAAGGAAAAGACUCAACUAGGACCUAGACUGCAAGGUCAUCUGUUCACCUGCUAGGCCCUUGCCAGCUUCAUACAGCAGGAAACAUCUAGCUUCUCAUGAGUCGCUUCCUGCCUAGCUCUCCUGUUCCCACUCCAGUUCUGAGGAAUGACCUUCACAUGACCUUUGUUUCUCCUUAUCGUCACAGAUCCAUCUCAGAGAUAGCCAAACAGCCCAAAGAAGAGAUGACAGGGGCUGAAUGGGUGCAUAACUGUCUUCCUCCCUCUUUUUCAUCAGGGGCAAAGAUAGUAAAAGUGACAGAAGAGAAAAAUUCUCCUCAACAGGAGCAAUCCAGUUUCUUUUUAAACUCAGAUAUUUAAAAUACCAGGCAGCAGUACCUAUAAAUUUGCCUUGAAAUGUUGAAUGAGCACAAGGAUUAUAUUUGAUUUUGUUUUUAUGCCUGUGAUUUCUCUCACCAAGAAUUCAGCUGUUACUGAGCUCCCAGCAGGUUGUUCCGAUUGCUGGAGAGAUGGUUGGGAUUGAUUCUGGCUUUGAUCUGUUUGGGUCCAGCUUCAUUCUUCAGUAGCUGGAUUGAGACAAUAGAAGUAAUCAACAAGGGACUGAGUUAUUGUUCCUGUGUAACUAAGCCUUCUUGUGCAACACCAGACUAAACCCUGAAGGGGUUGAACACCCACAACUUGGUACUAGUCAGUAAAGGCUGUGAAUACUGAGAGGCACUUAAGAUCACUGUGAUGUUAGGAACAGAGUAGCAGGAGAGAGGAAGAGAAGUACUACAAGAGAAAAACAAACGUUAUUCCAGACAAGAUGUUGGCUCAUUUAUAAUACAAGAAAAUCCACUGAUGUCUAUGAGAAAAUAUUCAGAAUAUUCACCCUGGCAACUGAGAACAUUGACCUUCAGGACAGGAGCAGCUCUCUAGCCUACAAACCUCCUCUCACUUCUAAUUUCCUUUUUCUCUCCUUCUUCUGAUAAUACAGAACAAAUACUGGCUUACGGCUUUCUUAAAAACUGAAUUUAAGGUAAGGAGCAGAUCUGAGGGAGGAAGAGAGAGAUGAGAUCCUGCUGGAUGAUGCAACAGCUUUGUAGCCCAGCGGCUUUACAGUAGCAAGUGCUGCUGUAUUUUAUAUAUAUAGCUCAUAUUUGGUAUGAGUAGUGUGCAUAUGAGGAUUUAUUAGUUCAGAAGAAUACUAGUAAGAGUAAUAAUAAAAAAGCUCCCAGGAAGCCGGAGGUUUCAGCAGUGACACAGGUCGGGAGCCGCCUCCCUGCGAUCAGCACCGCGGACAGCGCCUCCAGCCGCGCCUGCCUGUGUCCUGCGGGAACUCCUGGAGGAGCAGGGGACCCUCCACUCCUGGAGGAGCAGGGGACCUCAUGUCCACACCAGCCAGGGACAGCUGUCUAUUCUUUUCUCCCAUCAUUUUUUUCUAGUGUGAAAUUGUUAGGGGGUAUCUGUUUUCAAGUGAUGGAGGCAGGACGGUAUAAACCACAAAGCAAUCUAUCCAAUGCAAGAGGAAGCCACUUUUCCUCCAGAAUUAAAUUCUCUGCCCCACUUCUUCUUGCCCUGGUGUUUCACCUAUCAAGGCUCCAUCCCUAAUUUGGACUGUGAAAUGUUCCUGUUUUCUCAUUUGGGACAGCUGAAAAAUGGACAGCUACACUGCCAGCUCCUUAGAAACAGAGUAUUUAUUUUACUGGCAGCAUCAUGUGAUUUGGCUUGGCCAUCCACUAAAUGUACUGUUGGCAAAGGGUAAAUAGAAAAAUCUCUUGGAAAAUUCUAAGAGGCAUAUGAAUGACACUGUGGGACCUGAAAGUUAUUGUGAUAUCAAGCCAUAAAAAAAGCCACAUUGCUGUGUAAUGGAGAGUUGUCAGAAAAAAGAGUCAGUCAAAGAUGAGGAGCUGUGCAGGAAGCAGACAUCGACAGGGAACGUGCCAAAUGGAGAGAAAAAGUCAUCUCUCAUACAAAAAAGGCAGGUACUUCAGUAUCCAGCUUGCUCAGCCUGCAUACUUAGGAUUUCAUCCCACUUUUUUUUCCAAGGUCAUGCUAAGGAAGAGAUAUACCCUCAAUUUAGGGCUGAACAUCUCCCAAAUCUCAUCAUCACGGUGAGAAGCUCUUGGGAAGGAUCCUGCAGGCUCAUUCCAUCCCUGAAAAACUUGGUGUGAGGAAGAAAAGCAGGCCAGAAAGUUGGGUUAUUUCCCCACCCCAACACACGGUGUUUCCAAGAAGCACUUGCUCUGUCCCCCAUCUGCCACAUACUUUCCAGCUGUGAUUGGAAGUCACUAUUACAGAACAUCUGGACUGACACUCAGACACAGUGAGGACUGAGAAUACCUGACACACCAGCCUUCAAAACUUGUAACAAUACUGAAAACAAACAAAAAAAAUUGAGGCCAGAUUUCUGAUGUUUAGGGCCAUCUGGAUAUCACAAAGGACAAUCUCGCAGGUGGUGGUAAAGAUGAUUUAAUAAAGAGCUCAUAGAGCAAAUGGUGCUAAGGGAAGGGUGCAAGGAAGCCCACUGGGACUGAGGGAGAGGAAGGAAAUUGGCAAGGACUUAUUUUCAGUGAGGGGUCAGCAAUUGUGCAGGUAGCAAAGUCAGAUGUGAGCUGUGGUGAGGCAGAAUAAAGGCCUGGUAAGGGAAGAAUGAUGGAUGUGAGGAAGCAGUCACUACAAAAUGAUGUGUGCUCAUCUAGAUGAGUCCUGAGGGUUUCUUCAGACCUUCAGCCUUGCUGGGCUUCUGCCAGGCCCACCUUUUCUGGCUUUUCUUCUUCAAACCCUUACAAAUACCAUAGCUGUCACUGCAUUUAUUCUGCUCUCUGAUGGCUCUGUUUUCAGUACAAGCAGGAUAGAUUGGUUUCGUUUCCCUCACUCCCCCUGCUCAGCCCCCACAUCCAGCCAACUCCCUGUGUGAAGGAGAAUUGCCUUUUUUUGGCCUUUCCACCACACAACCCCCCCAAGAAGUGUCCUUUAAAUUUUCAGCUAAGUUGGGAGGCAAUUUCUUGCAUGAGAGCUUCGUAUAGAUAGGCUUAAAGCAGAACAAAAAUAAAUAAUUAAAUACACUUAAUACUUUCCCCUCCCUCCCCCUCCUUGUCUAACAAAGUGCUAUUUUACAUAAGUUAUUUCAAUAGAAACAAAGGAAUUUUGUGCAGGCAGAUGACAUUGAUUUAGCUUUCAGUGAAUAUUACAGCUCCCUCUGCCUCUGCUGGGCCUGGCAAGGUUUUCUCAGGUACAAGUUAAGGAUGCACAAGUUUGGGUGAAGGCCAUCUUGGGGCCUUCAUGCUGUGUUUGGGAUGGUGUUUAGAGGCCACAUUGUGCACUUGCCUCUGGUGAUUUCUGCAAAACAUCUGUGUUGAAGCGUUGUCCAUCAGUGGCUUGUGUGGCAGCGUGAUUGUCUCUAGGUAGAGAAACCACUGUGGUUUCCCAUUCCUGCCACAAAGAGAAACCCCCAGCCUCCAGAAAACUGCAAAGGUAGAUUUAACUUCCAGGAAACUAUUCCUAAUCCCAGCUGAACUGCCCUUCGAUGAUGCAGCCAGGCUCAGCCCUCUGGAGGUGCUGGUUCACAGCUCACUCUGGCAGGAGAGCUGGUACUGAGAGAAGGAUGGGGCUACAUCUCAAAGGAAAGACAUUUUGAUGGCAUUUUUGUUGUUACUAUUAUUUAAAACAGCUUAUUUUAAUCUCAGUUAAUGUCACUGGAAGUCUGCAUGAGCAGAAAACAAAUCCUCUGAUGAUAUUUGCAGAAUUGAUUUUUUUUUUUUGCAGACUUUUUUUUACCCCAUGCAUCAAUCCACAUGUUUGCUUAGUUUAGGGCAUAUUUUGCAUCUUUCGAAUCCUAUUUGCCAUUUUGCAACUGAAUAACCGGUUCUCAACCUUUUCCAUCCUGCAGUCUCCCCUUCUCCAAAUCAAAACUCACCAUUUUCCCCUGCUGGGAACAAACCAAGCUGCCCUUCAAGGGAGAGCAAGGUUUUUGUGAUCUCUGCCUGCCCAUCCCACCUCCACUGGCUCCAACUCAGAGGAUGAGGAAUCCUCAUCCGGUUAAUGGCCAAGGUAGGAUCCCUGCUUCUCCCCUACCUGCCACACCAUGUGCAUCAAGCACACUGCUACCCUGGAAGGGGAUGACUGAUACAGUGUCAGUCAGACUUAAAGGAAACGUUUUAAAUUACGGAUUUGCAGUGAAGUCAAAGGACCUUUUAAGGUGCUGAGGUAUUUACCCUCCCCAGACCUUCCCUUCCUUUCUGCCCUGCUUUGUCCCUUCCUCUCUUCCCAGCCUUGAAAUGAAACAGAAAAUUAUUUUUUUAAAACUGUGUCAAUAAUUUAUGUUUAGUAUAAAAGAUGAUUUAAUGGCAUCACCAAAGUUCAUUUUUUUUCAUCUCCGUGUUACUGCCCCAGCCCCAGAGGCUGUACAGCCCCUCUUCCCCCUAACUCCACUGCCCUCCCUUUCAUUCACCUCACACAUCCCUUCAUCACCAUCCCCACCACAGUGUAACCAGACACCAGAAACCUGCUUCAGGUUCAGUCAACGACCAACGGAGAAGAGAGAUUUCAAACUGAAACCUCCACUCCAGACCGCCACAAACUGGAACCAUUUCCACCUUGAAAAUAGUCAGUUGCUACAAAUGAAAGGCAGACUCAUUUCUUGAAUUAAGUACAUUUUUUUAAAAAAACCUUUUAUACCUAUUUACAUGUGUGUGUGCAUGCACCACAUGUACACAGUGGUAUCUGUGUGCACAGAUGCACACCAAUCUCUCUCUCAAAUAUAAAUAUAUUGUAUGUUAGAGCUGUAAAUAUUCCUUGGUCAUGUGUCUGUGUCUUCUUCAAAGUAUCAUAUCCUCAGUGUUAUGUUAACAACUCCAUUUAUUGAUUGAUGAAACUGUGUGUAGAUCUGUACCCUCCUAACAUAGUUUAUGUAGCUCUCUCUUCUCAAAUAAAGUACAAAACUACCACUA